UUACUCAUUCGCCUGAUACCACACGGUGAGUCCACGGGAGGGACUCUAGCGCAGCGCUGCUUGACAAGCACACAGGGACGUGCCAGCAGCCACCGACAGGACAGGCAGGCGCUGCAGGGCUGCCUCUGAGCGUGGUCCUGGGUCCCAGCUGAAGUGUUGGAAGGAUCAAGCGUUUGCCUUCUGUUGCCUGCACCUGCCAGUGUCCUGUGCUAGGAGAGACCGUCGAAGGAGACCUUAGAGCCUGAAGAACCACGCCCCUCAUGGAAUAUGAAGUGUGCCAUCUGCUGCUACAUGAAUAACUGACCAUGGCCCUGGAUCCACAGAAAGCCAACUGAUCCAAAUCACAAUGCAUCAACUUUUCAGACUGGUUUUGGGACAAAAAGAUCUUUCAAGAGCUGGGGACCUCUUCUCUUUAGAUGAUGCGGAGAUUGAAGACAGCCUGACAGAAGCUUUGGAGCAGAUUAAAGUAAUUAGCUCAUCUUUGGAUUACCAAACUAACAACAACGACCAGGCGGUGGUUGAAAUCUGUAUUACAAGGAUAACAACAGCCAUCAGAGAGACGGAAUCCAUUGAGAAGCAUGCCAGGGCCCUGGUGGGACUGUGGGAUUCCUGCUUGGAACACAACCUGAGACCUGCAGGGAAAGACGAAGAUACUCCCCAUGCAAAAAUCGCAUCUGAUAUCAUGAGUUGCAUCUUACAGAACUACAACCGGACCCCUGUGAUGGUCUUAGCUGUCCCCAUCGCAGUGAAAUUCCUCCACAGAGGCAGCAAGGAGUUGUGUAGGAACAUGUCCAACUACCUGUCCCUGGCUGCCAUCACCAAAGCUGAUCUCCUGGCUGACCACACUGAAGGGAUAAUAAAGAGCAUACUCCAAGGAAAUGCCAUGCUGUUAAGGGUGUUACCUGCUGUGUAUGAAAAGCAGCCCCAACCAAUCAACAGACACCUGGCAGAACUCCUGGCCUUGAUGUCGCAAUUGGAACAGACAGAGCAGUACCAUUUACUACGGCUUCUGCACGUAGCAGCCAAAAGAAAAGAUGUGGAGGUGGUUCACAAAUGUGUUCCAUUCCUGAUCAGAAAUUUGAAAGAUUCAACCUAUAAUGACAUCAUCCUAAACAUCCUCAUAGAAAUGGCGGGCCAUGAGCCACUAGCCUUGAACAGUUUUCUCCCAAUGCUGAAAGAGAUUGCAGAGCAAUACCCCUACCUCACUGGACAAAUGGCAAGGAUCUUUGGUGCUGUUGGGCAUGUGGAUGAAGAGAGAGCCAGGAGCUGCCUACGAUACCUGGUAAGCCAGCUGGCUAACAUGGAGCAUUCGUUCCACCAUAUUCUCUUGCUGGAAAUUAAAAGCAUCACAGAUGCCUUCUCCUCCAUCCUGGGCCCGCACAGCAGGGACAUCUUCCGAAUGAGCAACAGCUUCACCAACAUUGCCAAGCUGAUUUCCCGACAACUGGAAAGCAGCAAGGCUGAGAGUGGCAGGAGAAAAACCAGCACUGAAGUUAACUUUCCUGAGAAACUGGGAGAACCCAAGACCAUGGAGCCUGAAAGUGAAGACCAUGAAAAACUCCAAGUUAAAAUCCAAGCCUUUGAAGACAAAAUAAAUGCUGAGAGCAAUACCCCUGGCUCUGUCCGGAGAUACAGCUUAGACCACGUCUCCAAGGAAGAACGAAAAAACAUUAGAUUUAGCAGAUCCAGAAGUUUGGCUUUGAAUACUAUGCUCACAAACGGUGUGAGUGUGGAAGAUAGCGAAGUUGAGGAAAAGGCAGGAAUACAUGCCAGCAUCUCUCUUUCGGAAAUAGACCCACUCAGCCCCGGAACUGGCAAGUUGCCAUUUAAGACAGACAACUAUGGAUCACAGCUGAGAAAUUCCUCAGUUUCACACCCAAGUAUUAUACAUAUUGAGCAAGAGAAUAUCCCCAAAACUUUUAAAGAAAACAUCCAAGAAGAAAUUCGCGAGGCAGCCACAAGUCCUACUGAAUAUCAAGAUAAACUCUACUUGCAUUUAAAAGAAAACCUGAGCAGAGUGAAGGCGUAUGCCUUGGAAAUCACAAAAAAGGUCCCAAUCCCAGACCAGUGUACCAUUGAAGAUACUGUGAGAAGUUGUGUGGCAAAGCUGUUCUUUACCUGUUCUUUAAAGGGUCAUUACUGCCUAUACAGCAAGUCCAGUUUCACCCUCGUCAGCCAAGCACCCCAGCCAUGGAUCCAGAUCAUGUUUCUCUUCCAACAGAGCCUGUUUUCUGAGCCCCUGUCCAUUCAGAGUGGGUCUGUGCAGUUCCUCAAAGACCUAUGGGAGAAGACACAGGACACGGGAACCCACAGCUUUGAAGUCGCCAUGACAGAGUCCACAUUUCCACAUCAGAAGGAUCUCGACCAGCUUCAGCUCCAUCUGGAAGAAGUGCGGUUCUUUGACGUGUUUGGCUUCAGUGAAACAGCGGGGGCAUGGCAAUGCUUCAUGUGCAACAACCCUGAAAAGGCAACCGUUGUAAACCAAGAUGGCCAGCCUCUCAUUGAAGGAAAACUUAAGGAGAAACAAGUGAGGUGGAAGUUCAUCAAGAGGUGGAAAACGCGUUAUUUUACACUGGCCGGAAACCAACUCCUGUUUCAAAAAGGGAAAUCUAAGGAUGACCCUGAUGAUUCCCCGAUAGAACUCAGCAAAGUACAGAGCGUGAAAGCUGUGGGCAAGAAACGCCGGGACCGCUCUCUCCCUCGGGCAUUUGAAAUAUUCACAGACAAUAAGACUUAUGUUUUCAAAGCCAAGGAUGAGAAGAAUGCAGAGGAGUGGCUGCAGUGCAUCAACGUGGCGCUGGCCCAGGCAAAGGAGAGGGAGAGCCGGGAAGUAACCACGUAUCUGUAGGGACAGCACACCCGCUCUUAUGGCCACAUGAUAGGCAUGGCCAGUGUCAACAAAGAGGAACCUACCAUGGAGCUAUUGGGUUUCACUUAAUACCAGGGAAACCAUUAUCCCUCAGGAGAGCCCAGAAUGGCAGGGUUUUCAGUAAACGCCACGCCCUCAGAGCUCUUGUAUUAACUCCAAGAUUUCUGUCUGAAGUAUAUGAGAAAGAGAAGUCACCAAGUUCAUAUUGGAGCAUGUGGACCAGGAAGAGAAAGUUACAAAAAAAAAAAAGAAAAGAAAAAGAACUUCUAUAGCUAUGUGAUUUAUGACUAUAAGAAAACAGUGAAUGAAUUUUUAAAACAACAGAUGCCUGAAAGAUCCAUCUUGAAGGAAAACUGUCACAUUAGAAACAUUUUUUUAAAAAAUUAAGAAAAGUUGAACUAAGUUACACUCAAGAAAACCGUUAACUUCAGUAUAUUAGUUAGCUUUCUGUGGCUAUGAUAAAAUACCCUGAUGAAAAUAAGGGAGAAAGGAUUUGUUUUGGUUUAUGGUCCCAGAGGAAUGAAGGCCAUUGCGGCAGGGAAUACAUGGCACCAGGCAGGAGAGUGUGGUAGCAGGAACAGGAUGCUGGCUGAUUCUUACUUAAUUACACAGAGGAAGCAGUGAGGAGAAGUAGGGUGUGGUUAUAAAACCACAAGACCCACCUCCGUCGAUCCUACUUCCUCUACCAAGGCUCCACCCACUAAGGACGCCAUAACUUUCUGAAGCAGCACUACCAAUGGGACCACGCGUUCAAAUAUGUGAACAUAUAGGGGCAUUAAAAUUGUUUAUUUAAAUUACCAUACUUAAACAUUUAUCUUCUCAACACAGAAGACAGCAGCGCACGUUACAAUGAUUCUUACUCCAGUUACAUAAUUAAAUUUAGGCUCCUAUGAGAGUGUAAAUUGGAUUUUAUUGUUUAGACACGUGGUUCUAUCUACUGUCCAAGGCAAUAAGUACAGAGAAUAAGAACAGAAAGACGCCUUUUCUUCUUUGUAAAUAUGCAUCACCUCCCUUAAACUUGAAGAUUUUUUUUAAUUAAAAUUCUGUGGUUUUCUUCUCUGUGUUAAGCGUUGUAGUGCCCAAAUUAUAAGCAUUUAUUGGUUUUUCCCCAUUACCCUUAUAUAAUUUUGAAUUAAACUGCCAUAGGCAUUUAGGUGACGUCCAGUGACCCAUGCCCCGUAAUAAUGUUCUGCCCCUUGAGUGGCGAAGGGUGGAACCCGGAGCAUGCUUGUAACUUACAUAAUAUGGCAAAGGUGAUAGGAUUGUCUCUCCUACAAUUGUGUUACAUUGCAACAGAAAUUUAAAAAUUAACAGAGAAAUUAAGGUCCCUCAGAUGUCUUUAGUAAACUGAUAGAUCUUGAAUAGCCGAGUAAUCGGCUAAGUUAUUUAGAAGGGGAUGAAUCCGUCAGACUCUCCUGGUGAGCUUGAAUAAGUUGUAGCAGCAAGGCAAUGAGUGACCUGGGCCAACACCCACGUGACCCUGAAACAAUAGUGAGUCUCUCAGGAUCCAGCCUACCACCAUCUUGUUGGCAGCCAUGCGGUCCUCUACUCAGAGGACCCGGAUAAGAUGGACUCCUGUUGGCAUAGAAAGUAUGCAGUAACAAUGUAUCCUGCUUUAAAUGCAAACCAUGUGGUGAUUUGUUAUGCACUGAUUAAUUCAUAUAAAAUCCCACUGGUAAUAUAUCAAAGAUAACUUUUUUUCUGUGAAAUUGAUUUAUUAUGUACUUUAGCACAGAAGCCUGGCAAAGUUGUCACCGCACUGACACUACUGUUAACUCACUGGCAUAGGAAAUGUAAAAGGGGUCAUACUUAAGCAAAGAAACUUAAUUCAAUUUUAACAGGUAAAGUUUGAGGAUAUUAUGAGCCACAGAAAUUAUUACACACUGGAAAUAGAGUUCAAGAGUUCAAAUUUUGGGUCCACUGCAUAUGUAGGUAAUUGUGAAAGAUACAGAAUUGGUUGAAUUACAUAAGAAAUGGGAGAAUUGAAAAUGACCCCUUGGAAUAACAAUAUUUAGACAAAGGCAGGUUAGAUUAGCUGAUCAGUAUUCAGAGAUGAUGUAGCCCAGGAGACAUGAUAUUACAAAAGCUAAAUUAAGAAGGAUUUUCAGGAUGUCAGCAAUUUCAAAUCCUGAAGAUAGAGCUUGACUUUCAUAAUUAGGAAGCAAUUGAUGUCACUGGUAAGAACGAUUUCAUUGGAACAAUGCAGUAAAAGUUAACUUUCGAUGUGUUGUAGUAAUCGACUGUUGUAUUUUAAUUUUUUAAAGGUGGGGUUAAGGUGAAAGAACAGAAUAGAUGAAUGGUUUCAUGUUUUGUUUUUAGGUGAUGUCAUCAUAAGAAGGAAAACAGUUAAUAAGUAUAGACAAGGAAAGACAAGGUCAAGUUUGCUAAAUGUGAUAGAGAAGAAUUUUUCAAGGUCUGUAUCCAGGGGCCAGGGAAACGUCUCAAUCAUGAGAGAGCUUGCCUACAAACAAAAGCCCCUGAGGUCAAAUUGACAACACAUACAUGAAAAUCUCAGCAUGGUUUUGGGGGCCUGUAACCCUGCCCUGGGAGUUGGAGACAAGUGGAUCCCAAGAGCUCCUUGGCUAUCAGGCCAGCUGAAGUAAUGAACUUCUGGCUCAGUGAGAAAUGCCAUAUGGUAGUUUGGAUGAGAAUGGUCCCCAUAGGGUUACAUAUUUGACCACUUGGUCCCGAGUUGGUGAAGCUAUUCGGGAAGGAUUCGAAGGUGGUCUUGUUGGAGAAGGUGUGUCACUGGUGGGUGGGCUUUGGGGGUUCAAAAGCCCAUAGCAUUUCAAGUUAGCCACCCCACCACCCACCUCUGCCACGUGGUUAUGCCUCAUGAUAUGUGUUCUCAACUACGGCUCCAGGACGAUACCUACCUACUGUCAUGCUUUCUGCCAUAAUGGAAAUAUAUUUAUCCUCUGAAACUGUAAGUCUCCAAUAAACUCUUUCUUGUAUAGUU
Messenger RNA from Mastomys coucha (southern multimammate mouse), 5828 nucleotides. RefSeq names its product ventricular zone expressed PH domain containing 1 (gene Veph1). Gene Ontology annotation, cellular component: plasma membrane. Gene Ontology annotation, molecular function: phosphatidylinositol-5-phosphate binding. Gene Ontology annotation, biological process: regulation of signal transduction. NCBI's taxonomy places the organism in Eukaryota, Metazoa, Chordata, Mammalia, Rodentia, Muridae. The coding region runs from base 347 to 2848 and encodes 833 amino acids. The record is from RefSeq and is a predicted model, not a curated record. The transcript has 14 exons.